Molecule: messenger RNA, 627 nt
Organism: Acanthosepion pharaonis
Lineage: Eukaryota; Metazoa; Mollusca; Cephalopoda; Sepiida; Sepiidae
Source: the annotation of a GenBank genome assembly
AUGGACUUCAUUUCUUGCUUAUUUUAUUUUCUUGAGGAGAUUUUGUUUCGCUUCUUUCUUUUUUUUCAUUUUCCCGAAUCCCGCCAUUUUAGAUUUAUCUUCUUAUUUCUUCGGUUUCCAAUAACCGCUUUCUUUCUUUUUCUCUUUCAGUCUUUAUUUCUCAAUUUUUCUUUCAUUCUUUUUUUUACUUUCUUUCUUUUGUUGCUUUCUUAUCUAUCCGCUUUUUUCACCGAUAAAAUCUUUCUUUCUUUCUUUCUUUUUAAAAUCUUUCCCCUUUAUUUUUUCUUUCUUUCAUUCUUUCUUACUUAUACCACUUACUUAUAUAUCCUUUCCUAUCUAAUCUUUUUCUUCAUUCAUUCAUCCAUUAAAUUAUUUUUCAUUCAUUCAUUCAUUCAUUCAGUCAUUCUUUCUUUCUUUCUUUCUUUCUUUCUUUCUUUCUUUCUUUCUUUCUUACCAUUUUCGUUCUUGUCUUUUUCUGUAUUCUUUCUUAUCUAUCAUUUUCUUUCAUUCAUUCAAUGUUUCUUUUUCCUUUUUCUACCAUUUCUUUCUUUCUUUCUUUCUUUCUUUCUUUCUUUCUUUCUUUCUUUCUUUUUUCCCAGUCCGUGCCUUCCAGACUUCUCCGAAUGA